Molecule: messenger RNA, 7099 nt
Organism: Lytechinus variegatus (green sea urchin)
Lineage: Eukaryota; Metazoa; Echinodermata; Echinoidea; Temnopleuroida; Toxopneustidae
Product: neuropeptides capa receptor-like
Exons: 1
Coding region: 1116-2342 (408 amino acids)
Biological process (GO): G protein-coupled receptor signaling pathway
Cellular component (GO): plasma membrane
Molecular function (GO): G protein-coupled receptor activity
Source: RefSeq, a predicted model, not a curated record
CAGAGCGUUCAUGUCAGAGCUGGAGAGAGAACGAGGUCUACCACACUCUCACAUGCGCUAAGGGGUGAACAUAUUACCUGCAGGCUUGGCGGUUAAGAAAGGAGAAAAACUCGCGUGAUGAGAGCUCAUGCCCAGCAAAGUGGAGUGAUUGUGGAGCUCAACCUCGCGGUAGCUGUCGGAAUAACGAUCUUCCCUAAACUGAUAGAUCUUCUCUAGGGAAAUGAACGGUUUUUGUAUUUUUUCUCCCGUCAUCCCGCCUAAUUCGACUUUUCUAGACUAAUUGGAAAUUUCUGCGCUGGUCGAACAACUGAACGAACCGUGUUUUGAUUGGGUCUAUAAGAUUGUCAUUGUCAUUUUGCCAAGAUGUUGUUGUCCGGAAUUCUCUACUCUUUUCUCUUGAUGACUUGCUUUAAAAUACUACGAAAUAUGAUCACCGUUAUGUAGACCAUGUACACAUGAAGAGUCUGGAAACGAUGAAUAUUUGAUUGUAAUGUUUCGGUUCCGAAACCAGAAGAUAUUUUGUUGACUGCUUCGGAUUUAAAAAAAGGUCAAAUAAGGUAAACAUAUCCGAUUGGGAUAAACUGGGAUUUCGCAUGAGGAAAGGCUGAUGAAAUGUGACUUCCACAAAUUCAUCUUAGGACUGAUACAAGUAUGAAAUCAAGUGGUUUCAGUCAAACCCAAUUGUGAUUCAAUCAAAGAAACUCAGGUAGUGUAUGACUUAUGCUGUUCACUUCGAAAAUAUAUCGUACAAAAUAUAUGUCUCAUCCCAGCAUUGAUAUAUAUUUCAUAGUUCUUUCCCGCUUCUACGUUAUUCCUGGAUAUCAUAGAAAAGACAAUAUUUUGAAGAAAAAAAUACAUCACGCUUACGAACAAGUUUCUACUGAAAGGAGAAUAUAUAUAGUAUAUAUUGCCACGUUAGACAAUAUACUUCACAGACCUAAUUUUAAAGCAAAUUACCAUUGUGAAUCAGUGGAUGCAUUGAACGCGAAAGACCACUGCUAAAUUCAUGGUGUGAGAAGACCUUAAUAUUGAGUUCCCAUGGUGACACACGUUCUGUAUCUCGGAGAAUCACCCGUUAUUAUUUUCACCUACCAUUACACCGCAUUGAGAUCACAAUGGAAAGUGAAUAUUUUGACGGAUACACGAUCGACUACGGUUACUUCGAAAACUUCUCGAUGGACCCGAAACACAUGUGCUAUUCACAACGAAGGGUAAAUCUUUCAGAUAUUACUGAUUUUCUCUACAUCGGCUAUGAACGGUGGGUUAUUUCACUUAUUCUUCCUCUGAUCCUAACGACUGGGUUGGUGUCCAACCUGGCAUUUCUCUACGUGGUAGCCCGCGUCCAGUCAAUGCGAACAGUUGUGAACCAAUACCUUGUGCACUUAGCUAUUGCAGACAUGCUCUUUCUUGUCGGUGCCAUUGGUAAGAAACUAUGGCAGUACUGCGAGUCACCGAUAAAGGACGACGAGGGCUCAGCCCUCGGACCCAUCAUGGUUAUAAUAAGCCAUCUGCUCGUUUACACCACCAUAUUUGCUUCAGAACUUCUUGUAACGCUUGUAGCGCUAGAACGCUUCUAUGCUGUAUGUAGACCAAUGGUAGUGUUUGCAGCAAGCUCAAACAACAGAAAGGUUUCAAACCUUCUUUGUUUAGUUUGGUUGAUUAGCGUAAGCCUUGCCGCAUCUACAAUACCUUCCAUCCUAAGGCCGGUAAAAAUCUGCAAUAUCUGGCCAGACGAGUAUAGUUACCUGCAAGAUUCGUAUGUCAAGUAUUCCGGGAUUAACCUAAGUAUCCAAAUAUACACCUACGUUAUCCAGACAGUGCCAUUCUUUGUUGUGAUGGUAAUCAACAGUAUACUGUAUGUCUGGAUUAUGAAGGAGAUGGAAAGACGUCUUAAGGCCAUGGAACGGCAUGACCUUGACUUGCAGACUAAUGUGGAAAUUCGAAACCAAGUAUCGCGAAUGUUAAUUGCAAACGGAAUAAUAUUUUUCAUCCUCAUGGCUCCGUUUCAAUUCGGAUCUCUUAUCAAUGUGCUUCAUAAACUGUUAGAUUCAAAUUUUGCUGUUAAUGAUCACGAGAGUUUCCUCUAUAUCGCUAGAUUAAUGGUGUAUUGCAACUCAGCCAUAAAUCCUAUAAUCUACAAUAUUUCAAAUUCACGAUAUCGAGCAGCUUUUGAAGAAGCAUUUUGUAAAAAGUGGUGCCAAAAAAGGAGAUCGCGGCGACGCCCCCCAAAGCAGCUCGGAAAUCACAGCUCUGUAUACGCUACGUCGAUCACGAAAGCGUCUAAUAGCGAUUCUAGUCUAGCUGGAAACCCACCAAAUAAUGGUAAUGAAACAUGUGUCUAAACACCGCCACUUUGUCUUUAUAGAUAUAUUCUGUCUAAUACCCUAUCAACAACAACAAAAAAUGUUUUAAAAAUCGAAAUUGCUAAUACUUUUACGAGACAUUUCAGUAUCGAUUUAUCUGGAAACCUUGAUUUCAGUUAUUUUAGUUAUUUUAAUGUUUUUAUAACUAAAUGAAAAUUUCCUUAUAACUGUUUUGCAUUUUCAAUGCAAAAUUCAUUGAUUGAUUAAUUUCGAAUAAUCCACUGAAAUUCAUAUUGUUUUGAGUGUCCAUGCUAAUAUUUUUAUUUUUGCAUAAACUAUUGUUUCGAUGACAGCAUCAAAAUCAGGUAAUAUCUUAGCAUAUGACAUUAACUUAACGGGAAGGAUUGUUUCGUUAAAGCCGUAUUGCAACAUUAUCUGUAAUAAAAAAAGAAAACAACGAAAAAAUUAUAUUUUUUUGAAACCUGGUUCUAGAAACAAUGAAUUAUCAAUGCUAAAACUUGAUCGCGUCAUUUCGUUAAAGCCGUAUUGCAGCAUUAUUUGUAAUCAAAGAGAAAAACAACGGAAAGAUUAAUAUUUUUUAAGAACCUGGUUCUAGAAACAAUGAAUUCUCAAUGCCAAAAUUUAAUCGUGUCGAAGAUUGCUUCUGGAUUUUUUUUUAAAUUCGAUUCACAAUUGAGAUUGACACCCUAAUAAUUUUUUUUUUGCUGGGGGUUAAAAACUCAAGCGGUUGAUUAAAGGUUCGAGCAAAUUGUCUCCCGAAAUGUGGAAUAGAGGGAGUAAGAAAUUUCUUAUCAAAUGUUGGAGAAAAAGACACCACGUGUUUCGUAGACAUUAGAACUUGUGAGAGUCAACAGACUUACUAAUUAUUAUUCCCAGUUGCAAGGCAAUUAAAGUGCCAGAAUGAGUGAGGAAUGGCGAAGCUCCAACGGACGUUAAAGCAUACGCUAACGCUAAGACACUAUUCUUGGACAUCGCAUGGUUUGGGGAUGCAACAUCAGAAGAUUCGCUUUCUAGCAUUUUCGGACCGAUGCGUCCAAAGCACCUUACCUGGGAAGUUUUUACGUUGAUAACUCUCUAUCUCUAAAGAAUUAUCUACAAACUCAAGAAUUGCGUGGUGUCCAUAGACUCAUGUUGUACUGAAGACUUGUCGCGUGUUUACAUAUUUUCAAGUAUAGUAAAAUGAAGUCUUGCAUUUUGAUGGGUUGUGAUGAUCAAAGUGAACCAUGCUGAAGGUGCCUGUUAAAAUUGCCUAAAAUUGAAUGGGUGUCGUUGUUCUGUACAUUUUCAGCACACACGCCGGCCGGUAUAGCGACCAAGAAGACCAGUAGAGCCUCACGAACCCUUUAAAGUCUUAGGUUAGGUGAAUUACAGUAAUUUUCUCAGAUACUGUCAAGUGGUGAUACCACAACUAGGGGGAAAUGUCAAACUGCCAUGUUAUUGUUGAAUCAUCUUUCUUCAUAUUAUUUUACCUUCAAAUCUAUUUCUUUUUCGUUGUCUUAUUUGUCAUUUUCACUCCACAGAUAUUUGCUUAGAUAUUUUAAGGAGGGGCUGUACGCAGUAAAGGCAAAUUUGGUAGACCUUACUUCACAUGUAAAUACACAUAUAUACACGUAUAUUAGUGUUUUUUUAUCAGAGUUUGAUAUCACAAAACGAUGGAGGAAAGAAACAUCAAGUAUGGCCUUUAACAUAUCAUUCGUAAGCUUUCAUUAUUAUUUAGAUUUGUUUUGUUUCCUUGCUUAUAUGAAGAAAUGAACAUAAUAUACAUGGAGAAAAAACACCUUCCAAGAUCUAAGGAAUGGAUGUUGAAAUUAAGGGAAUCUGUCUGAUAAAUAAGCCCCCGUAAGCUUUUUAAUUUUCAUUUUUUUUUCAUGAAGUGGCUUAGGGAUUGAUAUUUUCUUAAGAGGCUUUAUUUCUUAGAAUAUUUAGAGCCUUUAGACUUGUAACACACUGUGUAGUAGCAAUGUCAGUUGCACAUAUGUUAAAUAUUGAUGUACUAAGUGUUCGUAUUUUCGUAGUUAUUCCAUUCAAAAUUUUCAGAAUAAACAAUAUUUAGUUCACAUGUUACCAUCAAAACGUAUGGAAAAGUUACAUUAGAAAUCAUGUUAGUUUUACAUUCGUAUGCAAAUUUUCAAUGAUAAUGAAAAGCAAUGUGUUAUUGAAUUUCAUGUUACAACUAUUACCCUCAUUGGGAAAAAAAGAUGACUUAACCGAUUACUUUCAAAAGGUCUGGAAAAUCGGAUGAAAAUGGUGUUUCUUUCAGUUUUCAUUCAAAUUACAAAUGAUACAUGCAAAAGCCAUUUUGAUAUAAAUGUCUGGGUCACAACUUUACAUGUACCUCGUACAUAAAUAAUGAUCAAUAUCUCCGUCCAUCCACUUUGUGACUGCGUGUCUCAGUUUCAGAUAGAUUCAAGAAAGAUGAAUUUCACAAGAUUUACAUAAUUUCUUACCUUCCGGCAAGACAAUGACAUCACUUCGAAAUGUGUUCUAGUGUAACUAAACUGAACUUGGGCUUCAUGAAAAUCUUACCCACUGGCAAUUCAAUUGUCAGAGGAAAAGCAUGAAAGAUGAAAGGAUAUAUUGAUUUUGUUACGAAAUGUAGAAAAUCAUAAAUUUCACAUUGUUCUAUUUAAUUGCUAAUGAGUGAGUAACAUUGACAUAAGAUUGUCUGAAACGCUUUUCUUUUCUUCUUAAGUCAAUCUUAUGUCAUUUUCAUUUUGAUAUAUUUCAUACUAUGUUAUAUCAUGUAUUAUUUCAUCCUAUAUUAUAUUCAUAUUUUAUAUUCUUUUUAUCCAAAAUUAUUCCACUUCUGAUCUUUUCAAGGAAAAGUAUAUAAGCUGGAUUCCGCAUUUGGCGCAAACAAUGGUUGUCAGAAGUAUAUUCCUUGAGUGAAGAUUUUUUGAAAAAAAUUAUUUAUUGCUUUUAUUUCCAAAUUAAUAAUUGAAAUGUAACCCAUGCCCCUUAGACCAUCCCUAAAAAUCAACAUUAAGAACCUAGCUGAAAAAAUAUGCUCAAAUUCUAAUUAAAUGUAAAAUCGUUUUUGCAAACAGCAAACAUCACGACUCGAGUUGAUUCCAGAAUAAUUUUUGCUGUUUUAUUUUAUCAAUUUGUAAAGGAGAGACUCCAUUAUACACUCCCUCAUGAGAAAAAAUCAAUACAUUACUCUAUAUUCGUAAUUAAAGCGCCUAGCACUCUAUUGAUUUUGGUUGACGAAAACUCUUGGUCCGCCAUGUUCUGCUCCAUGUUAUGAUGAUAUUGACUCAGAUGUACCAAAAAGUAACCAAUAUUUGGUUCUUCCUCUCCUAAAUGGUGAGGGAAGAUCUGAAGUAGUAUGGCCAUGUCAUAAUUUCCAGUGAACAUUGUUUUAUCAUAAUGUUUGUACAGUGUCAACUGCUGAUAUUCACUUCCCUCGUUGUUACUGUGCUUCUGCCUAUAUCGGUAAAUUGCUUAUCAUAAUUCAUAUCUUUAAUGUGUGUCAAAAAGAAGCAUGGUAAUAAACUCAAUAUUUAGGGAAAUUAAGGUCGCAUUGAUGAUACUCUUAUAUCAAGAAUCAUCAACGACAUUUAUUUCAAUGCCCACCCCCCAUAUAAAGAGAAAACUGAGAAUCUCGAUGGAUUAUGAAAAUACCCUAUGCUGAAUUGCUUAACAUCUUUAUAAAAUAUAUCCUCCUAACGAAAUCACGCCAGUAGAAAUUGGCAGCUAAAGUAAUGGCUAGAUGAAACAUGAAUUCUCGUUACGACAAAUUGUUGAAAAGGCCGACGACAUUAAAAUGAUUUAAUUGAAUUAUCUUUGGUUGAAUCUGAAUAUCAUCGUCAGAUUAGUUUUGUUCAUGUACUGCCUUACUCGUGGAAAUGAUGGAAUAUGAAACGAAAGAAUUUGUUUCUAUCAAAGAGAGAAGCAAAUGUUCUCAAUUAAAAGUCAGUACAAUGCCAUGUAUUGCCUGACGUAGAACAUGGAUGAUGAUGCUUUGUUUACAAUGUUAAAAAAUGUUAUGAGAAAUGGAAAACAUGUAUAUGUAAUUCAUAAUUUGUAGUUGUUAUUUUUUGCCGUUCUACAUUUUGAAUUCAUGAUUUGCUUUGGAACACGAUCGAGCCAAAUUAGGAUUUUGAUUUAAAUCCUAUACAAUUAUCACAACUCAUUUAAGCCAUGUAAACGUAAAUCAAUAAUGUUCAGCUGGCUACGAUUCAAAAUCGAUCAGGAUCUCUUAAAAUUAUGUAAUUUAGAUGUGAUUUACCGUACUAAAACUAAAUGAAAAACUUUAUCAAUGUGUCACUAUGUAUUGCAGGUUUUGAGGUUGUAAAGUGACGGUGAAAAUCAUUUGACUUUGUUAUUUUCGCAUUACAUGCACAAUCUUCAUUGAGUGCAUACAUAUUGCCAUGUUACUAUUUGUUCACAGUGUUUCACUUUUCCCUCUCUUCUCUCUUUCUUCCUUUUUUCUUUUCUUUCUUACUAUCUUUUUUAUCUCCUUUAUUUUCUCGUUUGUUUUUAUUCAUCUUUAUUAUUUCUCACUAUCUAUAGCUUCCUCUCAAUUUCUCUAUAUUAUUUCAUUGGAGUAUUAUUUCAUCUUUCAGUCAUGGUCACUGCAAGAUUUGAUAAACCAAUGUAUCGAUACCGAUUCUCCUUAUUGUCAUGUGUGUGUGUGUUUGAAUUGUAUAAAUUAUAAAUUAUUGUAAAUCUUGUAGAUAUGUUCAAAUUGAAACAAAUUCAUUUAUUUCGUCCAAAAGCUUUGUAAAUAAGAUGGAUAUAACACCACAUGUGAAUAAAGUAUGUUGGGAAAA